GGGCUUGGAAUAGUGUUAUUAAAAGUUGAAGAAGAAUGGAAAUUUAGUUUUGCCGAUAAAUACAGAUGAUUUGCACUUCUUUUAUAGAAAAUUCCCUAACACUAUUCAAUUCAAAAUGAGUACCGAAUAUCGCGAGCAUUACGAGUGGGCCAAAAAAGACUUGUACACAAGAGAGGGCAAGAACAUUGGACUACAUCACCCUGAACCUGUAAACUACUUGGCUGCCAUAGAAGGAUGGAAGCCUCUAAAAGUGGAACCAGAAAGUGAAGAGAUUAUGGCUGAAAGAAUGAAGAAGGAAUUCGGGGCAUACAAAUCUUCACUGAUUCAAAAGAGAAAAAGCCAGGAUGAAAAUGUGUUUUUAACCAGCUACCAGACUACUUUCAAACCGGAGUGUAAUUGUUUUUUCUUUUUUAAUUAUUUUUGCCUAAAUCUUCUCUUCUCCAUUGGUUUAGAUAACUACAGGCCUUCAUUUUCCACUUACGAAAAAGCUGCAAAAAUGUACGCCAAAGAGGUUGACCGAGACAUUGAAGACGAGUCCGAUAUUAAAGGCAAUAGUCUGGAUGGAAGAGAGGAUAGAGUAGAAGAUAGAAAAGGCAUAUACGAUCUUGUGAAACAUGAAGAACAAGAAAUCAAACCUGAUACUACAACUACCAAAAAUCAAAUUCAGGAAGUACAAGAGGAAAUUCUUGGAGCCGACGAACUUGCACAAGCCGCUAUCGAAAUGAUUAAAACAGAUUUCUCCAAAGGAAGGACGUGGAACUUGUGCAACUUGCCUUUGGUCGAUGCCGAAGAGAGAUACCACAGAUACAGAGAAUAUUUGGAUAAAUCGUCAAAGAAAAAAAUUAUGCUUAAUAAAAUUUACCGUUGCUGAUGUAA
Molecule: messenger RNA, 876 nt
Organism: Cimex lectularius (bed bug)
Lineage: Eukaryota; Metazoa; Arthropoda; Insecta; Hemiptera; Cimicidae
Exons: 6
Coding region: 116-871 (251 amino acids)
Source: RefSeq, a predicted model, not a curated record